Molecule: messenger RNA, 984 nt
Organism: Tinamus guttatus (white-throated tinamou)
Lineage: Eukaryota; Metazoa; Chordata; Aves; Tinamiformes; Tinamidae
Source: RefSeq, a predicted model, not a curated record
AUGUGCGACAAGCGCCACGGGUGUCAGCGAGCAUUGCUGGGGAAGGACACAGCACUCGCCUCCGGCCUCGCCCCUGCCUGCAGCCCCACAGCAGCAAAACUUCUUGUGAACGACGGCCCUGGCCUCGCUGCUGGGGCGAGCAGAGCUGCUCCCGGGAGCCCACCAGGUCUGGGCACCUGCCUGCAGCGCCGCUUUGCGGGAGAGCGCUUUGCCAUCCAGCCUGAGGUGCUGGAAGCAAGUUUGAGCAGUGGCCAACGGGAGGUGACCGUUCAAAAGGGGCCGCUUUACCGAGUGAGGGGCUCCCACAUCACGCUGUGGUGCCGCGUGAGCGGCUACCAGGGGCCGGCGGAGCAGAACUUCCAGUGGUCCAUCUACCUGCCGUCGGCCCCCGAGCGCGAGGUGCAGAUCGUGAGCACGGCCGACCCGUCCUUCCCCUACGCCAUCUACACGCAGCUGAUCGAAGACACCCUCUCGGUGUCUAUGGAGCCCCAGGCCCUGACUCGUGCUGAAGGCGACUCCAUGGAGCUCACCUGCGAGGUGUCAAAGUCCACCAGCCAGCACACGCACCUCUCUGUCGGCUGGUAUCAUCUUCAGGAAGCAGAAGACAGCCAUGCUGAGGAGAUCCUUACUCUGUCCAAGGAUUUUGUCUUGAGGCCAGGGGCCUCUUACACGCAGAGGUUUCUGAUGGGCGACGUGCGGCUGGACAAGGUUGGGAAUACCACGUACAAGCUCUCCAUCAGGGCAGUGAAGCCAUCCGAUCAAGGCCAGCUCUACUGUGAGGCAGCUGAGUGGAUUGAGGACCCUGAUGAGACAUGGACGGACAUCUCCCGGAAGCGAACCCAGAAGAUGUCACUGACGGUCACAAGCCUAGGUAAAGAUUUCCACGUGACCAUUGCUGCUGCUGAAAGCUCCCUCUCCGAAGGCGACACCUUGCAGCUGAAUUGCUCACUGAAGUGGCCACAGUUGGCCCAAGUGGAGUGCUGA